This is a messenger RNA of Phragmites australis (common reed), 759 nucleotides long. RefSeq lists its product as uncharacterized. The record is from RefSeq and is a predicted model, not a curated record. The coding region runs from base 120 to 332 and encodes 70 amino acids. The transcript is spliced from 3 exons. Lineage: Eukaryota; Viridiplantae; Streptophyta; Magnoliopsida; Poales; Poaceae.
UCGCUGGCCAGCAGAAGCUUCCACUUAGAUUCAGGAGCUGUGAGCUCAUCACUCAUCAGUCCUCUUGUUACUUCGCCCCUUCCACAGUUCCACGGCAGCUACUUGGUGUCCGGCCGGUCAUGGCGAAGCUCGCGGUGCAGCUGAGGGACAAGUUCUUGGCCCUCGUCGGCCGCAUCACCAGCUGCGGCCGCGCCCGCGCCGGUCACAACGACGCCGCUGGUGCGACAGAGCCCAACUCGGCGCCAUCUCAGCAUAUCGAGAUCAGGUCAAGGGGAGGUGCUCCGACGGUGUCAGGAGGGUCCAAGACUCACACCAAUGAUGAUUGCAUAUAGAGGAGAAGAGACCCAUGGAUGAUGGAUCUCUGCAGCUCUGUCACCUGUCUGAAGCUUUCUCCUUCUUAAUUCCCAGCGUUGCACGUCUUGCUUGUGUUGCUCCUCUUGUCAUUAUAAUUUUCGGUCUUUGUAGCAUCUGUGUUGUUCGCUCUGUUUCAGGUUCAAACCAUGCCGUUUCGUGAUAAUACGGUACUGUAAGUGCUUCAUGUUAAUGGUGUGUUUUUCUGCAUAGCAUGGUGCGUUGUGAUAUGUAUGGAUAGACUGUGAUGCAGCAAGAUGUCAACUCUUUGGCUACAAAACUUGUUGCAAGUACUUGAUCUCUGUUUGUAAAACUUCUGCACAAACGGAAGAAGAACCACCGGCAACCAUUGUGAUUUGUGCAGCAUCUAAUUUUACAGCAUAGUCUUUUCUUUUUCUUUUGUUCUAA